Molossus molossus (Pallas's mastiff bat) is the source of this 3469-nucleotide messenger RNA. RefSeq names its product SRY-box transcription factor 13 (gene SOX13). Gene Ontology annotation, molecular function: DNA-binding transcription factor activity, RNA polymerase II-specific; RNA polymerase II cis-regulatory region sequence-specific DNA binding. Gene Ontology annotation, biological process: regulation of transcription by RNA polymerase II; cell fate commitment. The transcript is spliced from 14 exons. NCBI's taxonomy places the organism in Eukaryota, Metazoa, Chordata, Mammalia, Chiroptera, Molossidae. The coding region runs from base 139 to 1971 and encodes 610 amino acids. Gene Ontology annotation, cellular component: nucleus. The record is from RefSeq and is a predicted model, not a curated record.
GUGCCCCUCCCCGCCCCGCGCCCGAUCGCUGCGUGGCGGGGCAUGUGAGCGGGAAGCCCGGGCCGCCAGGCGAGGACGGCCGGAGGAACAGCAGCAGCGCGGAGCCGCGAGCCCAGAGCCCGGCGCCCGGCUGAGUAGAUGUCCAUGAGGAGCCCCGGCUCUGCCCAGCUGGCCCCGGAUGGCGGCGGCACCAUGGUGAACUGUGCUGUCAAGUCAGAAGGAAAGAAGGAGCCCUGCCACGAGGCCCCCCAGGGCACAGCUGCCACAGCUGAACCCCAGCCCGGAGACCCAGCCCGAGCCCCCCAGGACGGUGCUGACCCCCAAGCUCUAGCCCAGGAUUGCAGCUCACCAGAGAGCAAUGGGUCCCCAGAACCCAAGAGACCUGGAGGAUCCGAGGCUGCUUCUGGAAGCCAGGAGAAGCUGGACUUCAACCGAAAUUUAAAAGAAGUCAUGCCCGCCAUCGAGAAGCUGCUGUCCAGUGACUGGAAGGAGAGGUUUCUGGGAAGAAGCUCUGUGGAAACUAAAGAUGUCAAAGGGACCCAGGAGAGCCUGGCAGAGAAGGAGCUCCAGCUUCUGGUCAUGAUCCACCAGCUGUCCACCCUGCGGGACCAGCUCCUGACGGCCCACUCGGAGCAGAAGAACAUGGCUGCCAUGCUCUUCGAGAAGCAGCAGCAGCAGAUGGAGCUGGCCAGGCAGCAGCAGGAACAGAUCGCUAAGCAGCAGCAACAGUUAAUUCAGCAGCAGCACAAAAUCAACCUCCUUCAGCAGCAGAUCCAGCAGGUUAACAUGCCUUAUGUCAUGAUCCCAGCCUUUCCCCCAAGCCACCAACCUCUACCUGUCACCCCUGAGUCCCAGCUGGCUUUGCCCAUCCAGCCAAUCCCUUGCAAACCAGUGGAGUACCCGCUCCAGCUGCUGCACAGCCCCCCAGCCCCAGCUGUAAAGAGGCCCGGGGCCCUGGCCGCCCACCAUCCCCUGCAGGAGCCCUCCCAGCCCCUGAACCUCACAGCCAAGCCCAAGGCCCCUGAGCUGCCCAAUACCUCCAGCUCCCCCAGCCUGAAGAUAAGCAACUGUGGACCCCGGCCCCCCAGCCAUGGGGCUCCCACACGGGACCUGCAGUCUAGCCCCCCGAGCCUGCCUUUGGGCUUCCUUGGUGAAGGGGAUGCUGUCACCAAGGCCAUCCAGGACGCCCGACAGCUGCUGCACAGCCACAGCGGGGCCUUAGAGAGCUCCCCCAACACGCCCUUCCGUAAGGACCUCAUCAGCCUGGACACGUCCCCGGUCAAGGAGCGACUGGAGGAGAAUUGUGUGCACCCUCUGGAGGAGGCCAUGCUGAGCUGUGACGUGGAUGGCUCCCGCCACUUCCCCGAGUCCCGGAACAGCAGCCACAUCAAGAGGCCCAUGAACGCCUUCAUGGUGUGGGCCAAAGACGAGCGGAGAAAGAUCCUCCAAGCCUUCCCGGACAUGCACAACUCCAGCAUCAGCAAGAUCCUCGGCUCCCGUUGGAAGUCCAUGACCAACCAGGAGAAGCAGCCCUACUACGAGGAGCAGGCCAGGCUGAGUCGGCAGCACCUGGAGAAGUACCCCGACUACAAGUACAAGCCGAGGCCCAAGCGCACCUGCAUUGUGGAGGGCAAGCGCCUGCGGGUGGGCGAGUACAAGGCCCUGAUGAGGACCCGGCGUCAGGAUGCCCGCCAGAGCUACAUGACCCCCUCGCAGGCAGGCCAGGUGCAGAUGAACUCCCCAGAUGUCCUGUACCCUCGGGCGGCGCCACCCCCGGUGGAGCACUAUGUGCCCCGAAGCCUGGACCCCAACAUGCCUGUCAUCGUGAACACCUGCAGCCUCAGGGAGGAGGCUGAGUCCACAGAGGACAGGCACUUGGUGGCCGAUGGUGAGAUGUACCGGUACAGCGAGGACGAGGACUCGGAGGGCGAGGAGAAGAGCGAUGGGGAGUUGGUGGUGCUCACAGACUGAUCUCCUGGGCAAGACCUGGCCUCGAGCAGAGGGGCGCAGCCAGUCACCUGGACUCCGUUGGUACUUGGACUUGGGUGUGCCAGGAGAUGGCAUAGCUAUAUACUUGUAGAUACAGGCCUCCUCCCCGUCACACCUGCAGGCACACCUGGGGAGCUGUUGACAGCAGUGGCCAGGGCCUGUGCAUGGUGGUGAUGGCUGAGCUGGCUGGGCUCCUUGGUUUUUGGGGCUCAUGGCCAGGGGACACUGUAUGACCCGCCCCUCCUGCAGGUCUACCCACCCUGGAGUAUGGCAGCUCCAGACCUGUCUCCCUGGAGCCACACGCUUUGUUUGCAUUCCUGUUCUGGCUGGACUAGCCACAUGGGACCAACACUCCCCGAGCCCCCUCUACACACAAUUGCUCCUGUCACCAGGAUCACUUUGUACUUUGUGCAGAACGGUCUGGCUGUCCCUCGGUUUUUAUCUUUGCAAAGCCUGCUGUGCCUCUGGCUGCUGUGUGUGUGUGCACACGUGUGUGUGCGCACGUGUGUGCGUGUCUCCAUCUGUUAAUUCAUUGCAUAUUUAUUGAGUGCCCACUAUGUGCCAGGCACUGUUGCUGAGUUCCUGUGGGUGUGCCUCUUGAUGCUACCCUUGCUUCCCUGGGGGCCUCUUUCUGUACUCUUUGUCCCCAAAUUGCUACCUCUUUGUCAGUCUGGGUGUCUCAGGUUCUGUGCAUCGUUAUGUGUUUCUCUGUCCUUGUCUCUCUGCAGGAUUCUGUACGUGUCGCUCUCCCUGCCUUGGUGUCUGACUCUGCCCCUCUGCCCACUGAUCACCCUGGGUCUCUGAAGGCCCCUGGCCACCCUGACCUCCUCUGCCCUUCCCUUCCCUCCUUCUCUUGCUGGUGGGACUCCACAGAGCCAUGUUUAGUUCGGAGCACCAUGGGAAUGUGUUCAGUCUCCAAGGUCUGUGCUGGUGACCCAGACCCUAGUCCAAUGGAGGGCCAGGAGUGGGAGCAGGACCAGUGGUGCCCCUCCCCUUCCUGUCAGUGGCAGGAGCCCUGGGGAGCUGGGCUUCCCUGGCAGCUGGCCUCCAUUCCUCCCUCCUGGGCAGGGGGUGGGAGGGGCUCUCCAGUGAUGGAGAAAGACUCAUGCUCCAUCCCCUCCCACACAGCUCUGCCCUCACUCUGCCUGCCCCUCACCGGACACGGGGGGACUUGCCCCAGCUCCUGAUCACUUUCACAAGUUAUUUCCUUAAGAAAAUUAAAUCUCACUGGCAUUCCUCCAAAGAUCCAGGUGGGUCGGGGUAGGAAGAGAACCCUAAAUCCCACAGGGGCAGAUGUGGAGUCUGUGCCUACCCCCAUCUUCUCCCCAAAGCCCGACUUCUCUCCAGGCUGUUUCUUUUUUUAUGACUGUAAACAUAGUGCUUUAUUUUGUUAAUAAUAAGAUAAUGAUGAGUAACUUAACCAGCACAUUUCUCCUGUUUACACUCGGGGGAUUUUUUGUUGUUGUUUUCUGUUGGUAUA